AUGCCACCUUCGUCGUCGUCGCCACCCCCAAUCCUCGCCAUUACGGCCACUUAUCUACACCUGCUGGCCCAACACCUCCCCCGGCCCCUCUACGAAGUCCUUCAAAAGCUUCACAACCACAUUGCGCGCUUCUUCGCCGGCGUCGCAUCAUCUGCUCUCGUCGUUCGCAUACACUCGCUUAUCCCUGCCAAGAUGCAUCGCCCGCUGGGCUUCUCGGCCUUUCUGGUCACGCUGUUCUUGAUAUUCGGACUACCCGUCAUCCUCGCCCAGAGCGAGCCGUUCCACUGUUAUCCAUACCCGCCCGCGGACAAGCUCGCCAGUCCCUUCAUCACCCUGCAGCCGCAUUGCUGUAAGGGCUCAAUCGACAACAAGCUGAGAGUAGGCACCGACUGCGAAUUGGCCAACGGAGGAAAAUACAAGACAAAGUUUGGACAGGAUCUGGGAACUUGCGCGACAGGCUGGGUGGACGCGUGCUGCAUGCGACUGCAUUACCCGCCCGAAAUUGCACGGCCAGAAAUGUCCUAUUGCGAUGCAGGCUUUCUCGUCAAGGCCGAAGCCAAGAAUAUCAUUGAUGCCCGUAGCUGGAACCCGAAGAAAUACGGAAUUUGA
This is a messenger RNA of Colletotrichum abscissum, 609 nucleotides long. RefSeq lists its product as uncharacterized. NCBI's taxonomy places the organism in Eukaryota, Fungi, Ascomycota, Sordariomycetes, Glomerellales, Glomerellaceae. The transcript is spliced from 2 exons. Bases 1 to 609 code for a protein of 202 amino acids. The record is from RefSeq and is a predicted model, not a curated record.